AAGAAUUAUCAAUAUCUUCUUUGACAAUGCUUUCAAACUUCUGGUUGCUCAUUUAUGUACUAACUUCGUCCUUCUUUUUCACUUCUCAUUCAUAUAAUAACAAAUGCCUUCGUGAUCAGGAAAUCUUGUUGCUUCAACUCAGGGAUGAGUUGAUCUUCAAUCCUACUCUUUCGACAAAACUGGUGCGAUGGAAUGAAAGUGGCAAGUGCUGCUUGUGGCAUGGUGUGGAAUGUGAUGCUUCUGGCUAUGUCGUUAGUUUGCAGCUUGAUGAUGAGGCCAUCUCUGGUGGAAUUGGUGAUUCAUCAAGUCUCUUCAGAUUUAAAUAUUUGCAGAAGCUUAACCUCGCCUACAAUGACAUCUACUCGACUCUUCCCAUUCCAAAAGGUAUCGGCAAUCUGACCUAUUUGACUCACUUGAAUUUGUCAGAUUCUGGUUUUAGUGGACAGGUACCCUUUGAAAUUUCAUUGUUGAAGAGAUUGGUUAGUCUCGAUAUCUCGGACAAUUUUGUGAAUCUUGAGCACCCAAAUUUGGAGAUGCUUGUCCAAAAUCUAACAGUGCUUAGAGAGCUCUAUCUUGAUCUUGUCAGUAUCACUUCCUUGCAUGAAAGGAAAAAUUGGGGCCAUAUUCUAUCAUCACAUUUACCCAACCUCACCUCUUUGAGCAUGGUUGGUUGUGAUCUGAUUGGCCCUUUGCCUAAAUCCUUUUGGCAACUUCAUUCCCUUUCUAUUCUUCGACUAGAUGUGAACAAUCUUUCAGCCGUUGCACUUGAUGACUUGUUCAUUAAUUUUCCAAGUCUGACCACCUUGACUCUUCGUGACUGCAGUUUGAAGGGUUCUAUACCAUCCACCUUUGGUAACCUAACAGAGCUGAUUCAUGUCGAUUUGUCAUUUAACUCCUUGACAGGCUCACUUUCUCCUGCUAUAUUUGAAGGUCUUUCCGAACUCGUUUAUCUAAAUUUGGGGUCCAACUCAUUCUUUGGUAACAUUCCCCGCUCUCUUUUUGCUCUCACUUCAUUGUUGGAACUUCAUCUUAGUGACAACCAAUUUAAUGGCACUUUUCAACUCGAUAACUUUCGAAGCCUUCCCAAUCUGACAUUGCUUUCUCUAUCCGGGAAUAGCUUGUCAGUAGAUGUUGGCAACUUCAAUUCGAGUUCAUCUGGUGGUCUCCAAUUAAAAGUGUUACACCUAGCUUCAUGUAACUUGUCCAAGUUUCCCGAUUUCAUCAAAUAUUUGGAUCUUGAAAGAUUGGGUCUCUCAAACAAUCAUAUUGGAGGGGAAAUACCUAGUUGGGUUUGGGGAGCACAACUUGAGCAUUUGGACCUCUCUUUUAAUCUUUUUACACAUAUGCAAAAGCCUUACCUCAUCCCUGCUUCUCUUCGAUCUCUAAGCUUGGGCUCUAACCAGCUUAAGGGCAAGUUGCAGCUAUCCAUUCCACUUGAAUCUCAACUUAAAUACAUACACAUUGCUAAUAACAGCUUAAGUGGCGAGUUGCAGCUACCCAUUCCAUUUAUGUCUAAUGUACAGGACUUGGUUCUUGCUGAUAACAAUUUAAGUGGAUCAAUUCCAACCUCCCUUUGCAAUGCCACACACCUCCGCUCUCUUGACUUGUCUGGAAAUAUAUUAAGUGGCAGCAUACCCCCUUGCCUACUUGGAAACAUUUUUGCACUCGAUCUGAGUCGAAACAACAUCAGCGGUAACAUUCCAGAUGAUUUUUCUAUGGGUUGUACGCUACUAUAUAUUAAUCUUAAUAAUAAUAGUUUAGAAGGGAAGAUCCCAAAGUCCCUCAGUAGCUGCCUGUUGUUGUACAUGGAUGUUGGGAACAACAUGUUGAGCGACACUUUCCCGUGCAUGCUAGCACCGAACUUGCUUGUUCUUGUUUUGCACUCCAAUAGAUUCCAUGGGUACUUAAGAUGUCACAUCAAUUGGCCAAAUCUCCAAAUUCUAGACGUAUCAUCAAAUAAUUUUAGUGGAAGUCUAGAAUCAAUCAAUUUCUCUAGUUGGACGGCUAUGAUGCUACCUAGCGAUGGAAAUUUGAGAGGCGGCACUUAUAAGUCUAUCGUGACAUUAACUAUGAAAGGGCAAGUCGUGGAGCUUCCCUACAUUCGGUUCGACUUUUGUACCAUUGAUUUGUCUUCCAAUAAUUUUUAUGGAAAGAUACCAAAUGCAAUUGGUGAUCUUACCUCACUUAAUCAACUCAACUUCUCCCACAAUUCCCUCAAUGGAAUCAUCCCAAAAUCAUUUGGUCAACUGAAGAAUCUCGAAUCACUCGACCUCUCAGUGAACCAACUAGCAGGCCCGAUUCCGGAGGAGCUUGGAGGGCUGACAUUCCUUUCAAAAUUGAAUCUCUCCUACAAUAAGUUUGUUGGAGCAAUCCCAAAAGGGCGGCAAAUUCAAACUUUCUCAGCUGAUUCAUUUCAAGGAAAUCCGGGGCUAUGUGGUUUCCCUCUCGACAUAAACUGCAUUAAUACUAAUGUGCCACCACCGGGAUUUGAUGAAAAUGGGGAAGAGAAGAGGGAGAUAGAGUGGGAAUACGUGUGUGCUGCAGUUGGAUAUGUUGUGGGAGUAGGAAGCAUCGUGUGGCUGCUUUUAUUCUGUCGAAGCUUCAGAGAGAAAUACUUCGGCAAAAUAGAAGAGUUUGUUGAAGACAUGUUCAUUGCUAGAGACAUGAGAAGAAGACGUGCAAGAAGAGCAGCAGCAGCAAUGAAUCGAGUCAGGAGGCAGUAGUGUUGGAAAUGUUGCAUGUGUUUUAUGUAAGAGAGUGAAAUAAAAAGGGUUUUAGCUUAGCUUAUGCGGCAUCCUUUGUGUUUGAUUGUGUGCAAGUUUUUAUCUUAAAGUUUGUGGGUUGUAAUGAUAUGAAGAAUGGAAUGAAACUUCAAGUCAUUCCUAUGUAUUGAAUAUCAGCCUUUUUUGAGUUAA
Messenger RNA from Salvia splendens (bonfire salvia), 2915 nucleotides. RefSeq names its product receptor-like protein 7. The transcript has a single exon. Gene Ontology annotation, molecular function: protein binding. The coding region runs from base 27 to 2723 and encodes 898 amino acids. Lineage: Eukaryota; Viridiplantae; Streptophyta; Magnoliopsida; Lamiales; Lamiaceae. The record is from RefSeq and is a predicted model, not a curated record.